Molecule: messenger RNA, 3052 nt
Organism: Anarrhichthys ocellatus (wolf-eel)
Lineage: Eukaryota; Metazoa; Chordata; Actinopteri; Perciformes; Anarhichadidae
Product: kinesin-like protein KIF2A
Exons: 20
Coding region: 158-2218 (686 amino acids)
Biological process (GO): microtubule-based movement; microtubule depolymerization
Cellular component (GO): microtubule
Molecular function (GO): microtubule motor activity; ATP binding; microtubule binding
Source: RefSeq, a predicted model, not a curated record
AGUUCUUUGCUAUUCUUCAUCGCUAACGUAAUGCUAGCUCAUUCUAUUGCCUGCAUCUUCCACCUCGACCAAAGACUACCAAACACAAGAAGCUGCAUCUACCCGACACAUAAUAAGUCUUUAAUCCCGUUUUUGUUAAUUGUUUAAGUAAUGUAGAAUGGCGUCGUGUUUUGGGAAGAUUGUCGUUGGUACUUAUGUGGAGAUAAAGCGCAGUGAUGGACGAAUACACCAGGCGAUGGUGACCUCGCUGAAUGAGGACAACGAGAGUGUCACGGUGGAGUGGAUAGAAAAUGGAGACACAAAAGGGAAAGAGGUAAAUUACCACGUAAAGCACCAGCAUGUGCUUCUUUUCAUCCACAGUCCAGGACAGCUAGAUGAUAAUCGUCGGACGAUAGCCCCCACUAAGAAUGACGCUCCGUCCAGGGACAACAGAGUGAUUCCGACCCGGGCCAGACAGCCACCACCUCAACAACCAGAGCCUGCACCACCACCACCGCCGCCGUCUCUGCAGCCUACACAGCUCACUCAGGCUCAGACACAACAGCAGCUGCUGAAUGCGAGGAGGAAGUCAAACUGCGUGAAGGAGGUGGAGAAACUGCAGGAGAAGAGAGAGAGACGCCGGAUUCAGCAGCAGGAGCUCAGGGAGAAGAGAGCUCAGGAGGUGGACACCACCAUCCCCAACUAUGAGAUCAUGUACAUGAUCCGAGAUUUCCGAGCCAGUCUAGACUACCGGCCCCUGACCACAGCGGAUCUGAUUGAAGAGCACAGAAUCUGUGUGUGUGUGAGGAAACGUCCACUCAACAAGAAAGAGUUGUCCAUGAAGGAUUUGGAUGUGAUCACCGUCCCCAGUAAGGACGUGGUGAUGGUUCAUGAACCAAAGCAGAAAGUGGACCUGACCCGCUACCUGGAGAACCAGACGUUCCGCUUUGACUACGCCUUCGAUGACAGCACCACCAAUGAGAUGGUUUACAGGUUCACUGCCAGACCUCUAGUGGAGACCAUUUUUGAGAGAGGCAUGGCCACCUGCUUUGCCUACGGGCAGACAGGCAGUGGAAAAACACAUACUAUGGGUGGAGAUUUCUCUGGGAAGAACCAAGACUGCGCUAAAGGAGUCUAUGCAUUAGCUGCUCGGGAUGUAUUUCUCAUGUUGAAGAAACCCAACUACAAGAAGUUAGAUCUACAAGUCUACGCAACCUUCUUUGAAAUUUACAGCGGAAAGGUGUUUGACCUGCUGAAUCGUAAAGCUAAGCUGAGGGUGCUGGAGGACGGGAAACAGCAGGUCCAGGUGGUUGGGCUUCAGGAGAAGGACGUCAAGUGCACGGAGGAGGUCUUGAAACUCAUAGAAGUGGGCAACAGCUGCAGAACAUCGGGGCAGACAUCAGCCAACGCCCACUCCUCUCGCAGCCACGCCGUUUUCCAGAUCAUUCUCCGGAGGAAGGGGAAAAUGCACGGCAAGUUCUCCCUCAUCGACCUCGCAGGCAACGAGAGGGGAGCGGAUACCUCUAGUGCUGACCGCCAAACCCGUCUGGAGGGAGCGGAGAUCAACAAAAGCCUGCUUGCCCUCAAGGAGUGUAUCAGGGCUCUUGGCCGUAACAAGCCUCACACUCCAUUCAGAGCCAGUAAACUGACUCAGGUCCUGAGAGACUCUUUCAUCGGGGAGAAUUCACGCACAUGCAUGAUUGCAACAAUCUCUCCCGGUAUGACGUCCUGUGAGAAUACCCUCAACACACUACGCUACGCCAACAGGGUGAAGGAGCUGACAGUGGACGCCAACCAAGCGAUGGACGGGGGUCGACCCAACAUCAACGCCGUCAACCAGCUGGAGCUGUUAGACGAGGACUGGCUGAGCAUCUCGCCGCAGAGAGACGACCUCAAACUGCUCUGUGAGCAGAAUGAGGAGGAAGUGUCUCCGCAGCUCUUUACUUUCCACGAGGCGGUGUCUCAGUUAGUGGAGAUGGAGGAGCAGGUCCUGGAGGACCACCGAGCUGUGUUCCAGGAGUCCAUCAGAUGGCUGGAGGAUGAAAAGGUACUGCUGGAGAUGACGGAGGAGGUGGAUUACGAUGUGGAGUUGUACGCCACUCAACUGGAGCAGAUCCUAGACCAGAAGAUAGAAAUCCUCACGGAGCUCCGAGAUAAAGUGAAGUCAUUCCGCUCUACGCUCCAGGAGGAGGAGCAAGCAAGUAAGCAGAUCAACCCCAAGAGGUCACGUGCUCUCUAGAGAGCUGAGAGGGAAGAGGUUUAAGUGGCACAUACAGAAGCAAAACCACUCCACGUUCAGCACCACUCGGGCCGUCUCCAGCAGCUGUGACGGUGGAAUAAAAGAACAGUCUGACGUACCGACAGGCUCCAGGAUUUGAAGCAUUUAUUUUGAUCCCUCUCCUAACAACACUGUUCGUUCACUUCGGUCUCGUUAGAAAACUUAGGAAGGACAAUAGUUGUGUUUCCUUCAUGGAGAAUGUUUAGUCUCCCCUCUCUGUUCUUAUUAAAUUAUUUUCUUUUAUACUUGUUUGUACUUUCUUUGAACAGAAUAUUUUUCACCUGGUUUCAGAAGAGGUCUUCAUCGAACAUGUUUUGAAGGUUUACUUUACUAAACCAGUAUUUGGUUUCUGGUUGCCCUGGCUGACAUGUCUGCAUGUGCACUCUGCGAUAGCUUACGUACGCCACCGUCCUUUGGUUUUUAUGCUUUUGGGCCCUCGGUUGGCAUUGUGUAGUCGUAUUAUUAUGAGCGGUCUCUUCUCUCUGUUCCUUCCUUCUCAGAAAGAAGCCUUUAACCACAGCGUGCUUCUUCCCUUGUUUCCUUCCUCGUGUCCCGGAGGAUUCUACAUGUAGUCUGCUUCAGUUUGUGCCAUGUCGCUCUAUGUGGCAACUGAUUUAAACACUCUUACUCAACGUAAACAAUGUUUUCCACCCAUGUUUAACACUUUGUUAUAAAACUGAACUGCUAUUAAUACAUGUAUAGUAAAACCCGCUGAUCUACCAUCGGUCAUGUCUCAGUGUUUGCACCGGAUGUAAUGCUGGAUGAAGAAUAAAGAUUCAUGUGUUUCAUUUAAAA